CCAAUCGCCCUACCCCCACUUUCAAAAAACCCUAACUCCCGCCGCCAUCCUCCUUAAACCCCUCCCACCACCACUUCCUCACGAAAACCCUCCAGCCAUCGCCAAUGGACCCAAAAGCCGUAAAAUCCGACUUAGUCCUGAUCCUAGACUUUGGUUCCCCAUACACCCAUCUCAUCACUCGCCGUAUCCGCUCUCUUUCAAUCUUCUCCCUCUGCAUCUCCGGUACUUCCCCUCUUUCCUCCAUCACUUCCCUCAACCCGAAAGUCGUUAUCCUUUCCGGUGGACCCCACUCGGUCCAUUCCAAUGAUUCACCUUCGUUUGCCGAUGGGUUCGUUGAGUGGGCCCAGUCCAAUGGGGUUUUUGUUCUGGGUAUUUGUUAUGGGCUUCAGUUGAUUGUUCAGAGACUCGGUGGUGAAGUUAGGGUUGGGGAGAAGCAGGAGUAUGGGAGGAUGGAGAUUGAGGUUGAGAAAAGUUGUGGUAUUUUUGGUGGGAAGAGGGUUGGAGAUAGGCAGGUUGUUUGGAUGAGUCAUGGGGAUGAGGCUGCUAGUUUGCCUAAUGGGUUUGAAGUGGUGGCUAGAAGUCACCAAGGGGCCGUGGCCGCGGUGGAGGAUCAGGAGAGGAGGUUUUAUGGGUUGCAGUACCAUCCUGAGGUUACCCAUUCUCCAGAAGGGAUGGAAACUCUUAGAUAUUUCUUGUUUGAUGUUUGUGGAGUGAAUGCUGGAUGGAAAAUGGAAGAUGUAAUGGAUGAAGAAAUAAAGGUGAUCAACAACAUGGUGGAGGCUGAUGACCAUGUUAUCUGUGCUUUAUCUGGAGGUGUUGAUUCCACAGUUGCUGCAACCCUUGUUCACAAGGCAAUUGGAGACAGACUUCACUGUGUUUUUGUUGACAAUGGUUUAUUAAGGUAUAAGGAGAGAGAACGUGUGAUGGAAACCUUUGAAAGGGAUCUACAUCUACCUGUUACAUGUGUUGAUGCAACUAAUCAAUUUCUUAGUAAACUAAAAGGUGUGGUAGACCCUGAGAUGAAACGGAAGAUAAUUGGAAAGGAAUUUAUCUGCAUCUUCGAUGCAUUUGCUCAAGAAUUGGAGCGUAAAUUAGGAAAGAAACCUGCUUUCUUAGUUCAAGGAACCUUGUAUCCGGAUGUAAUUGAAUCUUGUCCACCACCAGGAACGGGAAGAACCCACUCUCACACAAUCAAAAGUCAUCAUAAUGUUGGAGGGCUUCCCAAAGAUAUGAAAUUAAAGCUUGUUGAGCCUCUUAAACUUUUAUUCAAAGAUGAGGUUCGCCAACUUGGGAGGAUAUUGAGGGUUCCUGAGCCAUUUUUAAAACGCCACCCAUUUCCUGGGCCUGGCCUUGCAGUACGAGUCUUGGGCGAUGUAACUGAAUUCAAUGCCUUGGACAUUCUCCGUCAGGUUGAUGAAAUCUUCAUUCAGUCAAUCAAAGAUGCUGGCAUUUAUGACUCAAUUUGGCAAGCUUUUGCUGUAUUUUUGCCUGUAAAAUCAGUUGGAGUUCAAGGUGAUCAAAGAACACAUUCUCAUGUUGUUGCUCUCCGAGCUGUUACAAGUCAAGAUGGAAUGACAGCAGAUUGGUAUGAAUUUGAACACAAGUUCCUGGAUGAUGUGGCCCGAAAAAUUUGCAACAGCGUUCGUGGUGUGAAUCGUGUUGUUCAAGACAUCACAUCAAAGCCCCCAUCAACAAUUGAAUGGGAGUGAUGCUAUGUUGGAUGUAUGUGUUGCUCCUCGUGAUGAUGAGAAGAAAGAAAGAAAGAAAAAGUGUAGCAGGAUUUCUUAUUGGAAGGUUAAGGCCUUUCCUGGUGUCUGUAUCACCAAUUUAUCUAUUUCUGAGACACUGUAAAAAUUUCUGUUGAAACAUUUAUAAGGAUUAAAUAUUAUACAACUUUUGGCAGUAGUAAUUUGUCUUUCCCUGGUGAUGGAUGCUUUAUACUUUUAGCCAAAUGUGAAGUACAUAUGUAUCUGAGUGUGCCUGUAAAUUACUAUUGUGCUGAAUUUGCGUAUGUGAACAGAGUCAAGUGUCUGGUUUGUCCAUGUACUCAUUCACAUUCUUAUCUCUGUUCUUGUGUUGCCAUUUUUGUUGUUUCUUUAUGUUUGUAACUUAAUAAAAUUCUUUUGUUGGCCAUGCCAUGAUGUCUCUUUGCUCUUGGAUUCAGUGGAUAUAAUCCAUCGGCUUCUAUUUGCAUAAUACUAGUAUUGGUUUGUAGCUGAGUGUUAUGUGGUGCUUUUGAUCCGU
Messenger RNA from Durio zibethinus, 2244 nucleotides. RefSeq lists its product as uncharacterized. Gene Ontology annotation, biological process: GMP biosynthetic process. Gene Ontology annotation, cellular component: cytosol. Lineage: Eukaryota; Viridiplantae; Streptophyta; Magnoliopsida; Malvales; Malvaceae. Gene Ontology annotation, molecular function: ATP binding; GMP synthase (glutamine-hydrolyzing) activity; GMP synthase activity. The record is from RefSeq and is a predicted model, not a curated record.